Molecule: messenger RNA, 1101 nt
Organism: Nicotiana attenuata
Lineage: Eukaryota; Viridiplantae; Streptophyta; Magnoliopsida; Solanales; Solanaceae
Product: ethylene-responsive transcription factor ERF027-like
Exons: 1
Coding region: 41-646 (201 amino acids)
Biological process (GO): regulation of DNA-templated transcription
Molecular function (GO): DNA-binding transcription factor activity; DNA binding
Source: RefSeq, a predicted model, not a curated record
GAAGCCUAAGUAGCAAUAACUCCACUGCGUGUCAUAUUGCAUGGCUGAUCAUUUCUUUAACGUUACCCCAAGCGACAAUCCUCCUCCUUCAGAAAACUUCUCCCCCACUGGCUCUGCUAGUGGUAAUGUACUAUCACCUCGUAGGCAUCCGAAUUUUCGAGGAAUUCGGCAAAGGAACGGUAAAUGGGUGUCUGAAAUUCGCGAGCCUCGAAAAACUACGCGUAUUUGGCUAGGUACCUUCUCCACUCCUGAGAUGGCUGCUGCUGCAUAUGACGUUGCAGCUUUGGCAUUAAAAGGUCCUGAUGCUCCCUUAAAUUUCCCAGAUUCCGCUUACUCGUAUCCCGUCCCGGCUUCUCUUUCGGCCGUGGACAUUCGUGCUGCUGCUGCAAAUGCUGCUGCUGCUAGAGCACCUCCAAUUUCAGAAAGCAAUAGUCAUGAAGUACUGGCUUAUACUGGAAAUUAUGAAGGGGCGUCGACUACUGUAGCAGCUACAUUUGUGGAUGAAGAGGAAAUUUUUGGAAUGCCGAAAUUGCUGGACGAAAUGGCAGAGGCAAUGCUUGUUAGCCCGCCAAGGAUGCAUCAGUCAACAUCUUACGAUGAAUCACCAGAAAAUUCUGAUGCAGAUAAUCUCUGGAGCUAUCCUUAAAUUAUUAUGGCCCCCAUGUACAGUCCAGAACUAGAAUAACGGAACCACUAUUACUACAAGUUAAGUGUGCAUUUGCUUUUUUGGCCAAGUAGUCCUUGACAAAUAGUUUUCGGUAAGGACGUGCGUUUGGAUGUGAACAAGUGCUUGUAUUUCCUUUUUCUUCCUUUCAGCAAGAAAGGAAGUUACUUUUCUUUUAUUGAAAACAAUUAAUUAUGACUUCUCAAAAAUUAAAACUAUUAAUUCAGAAGUCAAAGGAAAUUGUUUUCAAUUUUUGCGUAACUUCUUCAAAAUGAAUACACCCAUAUAAACUUGGUGUAUGGACUCUCAUUAUUGUUUAUAGUUGAGAAGUCCCUUUUCUUGUAAUGUACGAGUAAUUAAUCUUGAUGAAGUCUGUUGGGUAAACUUAAAACUGUACUAAUACGGAUGAAGCAGUAGUCAUAAAAAAAUAUGUCUUC